Messenger RNA from Photinus pyralis (common eastern firefly), 740 nucleotides. RefSeq lists its product as uncharacterized. Lineage: Eukaryota; Metazoa; Arthropoda; Insecta; Coleoptera; Lampyridae. The record is from RefSeq and is a predicted model, not a curated record. The transcript is spliced from 3 exons. Gene Ontology annotation, biological process: positive regulation of voltage-gated potassium channel activity; regulation of synaptic transmission, cholinergic; sleep. The coding region runs from base 168 to 665 and encodes 165 amino acids.
CGAUGAAUAUUUAAGUCCCGUAAGCCGCGUUUUAGGAGCUCAGUCGAGUUGGUGACGUUGGCAAGGUUCGUGUGAGUAGUUAAUGCGAAAUGUAAAGUUAACGUGAUCGAUAACGUGCCAGCGGUAAAACAAAAGAGGGAUGCGAACUUAACAAAUUAGUUAAUAAAAUGCCUUCACUAAUUAACGAAGUCCUCGCUGUGAUAUUUUUAAUUAAUUCAUGUUUACCUCCAACGAAAGGUGUACUAUGUUACAAAUGCACAAUCGUCGCCCCGCCCGCCCACGUCAACGUCACCAAGCGGCUCUGUUCGGACUUCGACGCAUCCGAUAAGUUCAUCGUCGACUGCCCCUACUCGACAUUUUGCGUGAAGAAGACGUACACCGUCGACCUUAACUCGGUGCUAGUAAAUGGAACGUCGCGCGAUUGCGCCCAACAAAUGAACGUCGUUCAGGAAUACAAAAACAACAGAUGGGAGAGGAGAAUCCUAAUCGAGGAGCCUUACACGGAGGGGUGCGCGGAAACCGACGAUAAAGGACAACGUUCCUCGGACAGCAAGCAUUGCUACUGCAAGGGAAACCUGUGCAAUUUGGCGACGAGAGGAGGACUGAGUAUAAUUCCUGUGAUCAUCUCCUGCUUUCUUUUUCUACUGAUAGAUGGCGCUAGAUGAUAUUUUCAUAUCGCUUUGUACAUUUUUGUAAAGUUAUUUGUAAUUUAGAAUAAAUACUUUUGUGAUUUUUUUGAA